Molecule: messenger RNA, 483 nt
Organism: Bombyx mori (domestic silkworm)
Lineage: Eukaryota; Metazoa; Arthropoda; Insecta; Lepidoptera; Bombycidae
Gene: CPR7
Product: cuticular protein RR-1 motif 7
Exons: 4
Coding region: 1-483 (160 amino acids)
Cellular component (GO): chitin-based extracellular matrix
Molecular function (GO): structural constituent of chitin-based larval cuticle
Source: RefSeq, marked provisional
AUGACGAAAUUGAUUAUUUGGCUGGCGGCAUUAGCAGUGGCAGUGAAGAGUGAGCGGUUAGAUCAUUUGUUGCCACAAGGAUAUGCCCCUGCGAGUGCGGGGGCCUUCAGUGGACAAGCUUCACCGCCCUUCAAAUUCGAAAAUGUGAACAACGGAGAUGGGAAUUAUCGGUUCAGCUAUGAAACCCCAGAAGGUAUAUCAGCAUACGAGAGCGGCGCCCCACGAGCUUCCGGACCAGAGGGACCUGCUGUGACCGCUGAAGGCGGGUUCUCGUACCGCGCCCCUGACGGCCAGCAGAUCUCUCUAACUUACACCGCCGAUGAAAACGGCUUCCAUCCAGUUGGUGCUCACCUUCCAACGCCACCCCCAAUUCCUGAAGCGAUUCAAAGAUCCUUGGAGUUAAACCGACAGAACCCUUCUUCUGAUGGUGGCUCUCGCAACAACGGAGGAGGUAACAAUGGGCGCAAUGGAUACCAUUAUUAA